Cyclospora cayetanensis is the source of this 1188-nucleotide messenger RNA. RefSeq names its product phosphatidylinositol N-acetylglucosaminyltransferase subunit A. The record is from RefSeq and is a predicted model, not a curated record. Lineage: Eukaryota; Apicomplexa; Conoidasida; Eucoccidiorida; Eimeriidae. Gene Ontology annotation, cellular component: glycosylphosphatidylinositol-N-acetylglucosaminyltransferase (GPI-GnT) complex. Gene Ontology annotation, biological process: GPI anchor biosynthetic process. The transcript has 11 exons. Gene Ontology annotation, molecular function: phosphatidylinositol N-acetylglucosaminyltransferase activity. The coding region runs from base 1 to 1188 and encodes 395 amino acids.
AUGCACAUUUAUGAACUGUCAGUUCGACUGGCGAGAAAGGGGUUCAAGGUCGUUGUAGUGACGCAUGCAUUGGAUGAUCGUCAUGGCAUUCGGUAUUUAAGUGAAGGCUUAAAGGUCUAUUACCUGCCAAUCACCUGUUUCCACGAUAGGAGCACGCUGUUGACGUUUUUUACCACGCUGCCUCUAAUCAGGACGAUUCUCAUAAGAGAAAAAGUAGAUAUUGUUCACGGCCACCAGACGACCAGCACAUUGGCCCAUGAGUCCAUGUUCCACGCGAGACACCUCGGUUACCGGGUGGUGUAUACGGACCACUCGAUGUUCAGCUUCGCGGAUGCAGCCUGCAUCCACAUUAACAAGAUCUUCAAAUUCUUCUUGACCCACUGUAAUCAUUGUAUUUGCGUGUCUCAUACGCACAAGGAAAAUCUCGUGCUCAGAGGAGCAUUGAAUCCUCAUCAAAUUGCCGUGAUCAACAAUGCUGUGGAUGUUCCGUCCUAUGUACCAGACGUGUCACGGCGCCCUCCGCCUCCAGCAAUCCACAUUUUGAUUCUUUGCCGGGCCAUCCCGCAUGGGCAGGCCUGUUCUUUCCUGCAGCGGGGGCAGAUCUUCUUGAAUGCGUCUCUGACCGAGUCUUUUUGUAUCGCUAUUGUUGAGGCUGCGGCUUGCGGGUUAGUGGUCGUAUCAACUGACGUCGGCGGCAUCCCUGAGGUGUUACCACCGGAUAUUGUGCUCCUCGCCCCGCCAAAUCCAGCGGCACUAACGCUGCAGCUUGAGAAGGCGAUAAAGCAAGUGGAACGAGGGGAUGUAGAUCCAUAUGCUCUCCAUCAGAGGGUUUUAGAGAUGUACUCCUGGGAAGACGUUGCUGAUCGAGUGGAAAAGGUUUAUUUUAGUGCGCUAUUUGAUCUGCCAAUGUCUGCACACCUGAAGGAGGGAAUUCCACUUUCGAACAUUCCUCUGCCUCCCAAUCCUCCGCCUCUCCCGAGUCCCCAGGACACUGUUCAGGUUUUGCGCGCGCUGAAUCGCUGUGGUCCUUUCUCCGGAAAACUCUUUUCUUUGGUGGCGAUUGUUGACUGGUGCUUGAUUCGGUUGGUGGAAUGGCUCUUCCCCAGGGAAUCCAUUGAGGAGGCCGCCUCAUUUCCCAGCGAAGUGUUGUUUUCAAUCAAAUCGAAUUUGCCUUCUAAUAAAUGGUAG